AUGGCUAAAGUGUCGCAGUCCUCCAUUGCUCGCCUCGGCGGGUCAAAGGCUCCCGCCCGGAGCACACCUUCGCUGGCCGAGGGGAAUAAUGUUACUUCCAAUCGGGCUCGAACGCUUCUGCCUCAACGCAGUCAUCCCAUGCGUGACGAUGCGACUCGACUCCCACCGCCUGCACGGCGAGACACAUCACCCAAGAGACUGAUAAGUGAAGGGAAGGCUUCAUCCACGACGACUGGGGCCACACCUGCCCGUCGUCAGAGUCUCAUACGCCCUGGUACCCUGAAGGUAUCUUCCACCCGCAGCAAUGUAGCACCAACAAAGACAGCGCCCACCUUCACGCCGCCAUCCCCGCGCAAACCGAUGCGCUCGCCAACACAGCCCUCCGCCCGACCUCCUUCCCCGAAGAAGGAGAUGCCACCGCUCUCUCGUCCAACACGAUCAUCCUCACUAAGACAACCAGUGAGGACUGACACAUUACCGGCGAAAGGCCAUUUACGGCACCGGAGUCAGAUGAUCCCUCCAAACACAAAGCCAAUCCCAGACGCUCAGAAACCCCGUGCUGGCUUUUCAACCUAUCAGCAACAAAAUUCUCCGAAGAAACCGACAAAACCUCCCACCCCUACUCCCGGAGAUACAACAUCGAAUGGUCUCGUUCCGACAUCCUGGCCGGAUAUUGCAGCUUUGCAAACCGAGUUGCUUCAGUUGAGCUUAUUUCAUUCCGGUGCCCUGGAGGGACAUGCAGAAUGGAAAGCGGAGUCGGAAUCACAAUUACGGACAAAAUAUGAGGCCGUCGCGGAUCAAUACCGAUCUACGCAGAGAGAUGAGAAGAUGCGCCAAUCCAAGCUCAAUGUGCAAGCUCUGGGUUUCUGGCUACAGAAUUGUCGUGACCACGGCCAGCGUGACUUUGCGGAUCAGAUCCAAAUUCUGUCUCAAGUUUUGCAGGAGGUGACAGAUACCACUGUUGCAUCUGGACGAUACGCUCGCGUCGUAGCGACGUUUGAGGACUGGUUUGAUCGCGCAGAAAAGAUCCGGGGCCGUCGAGAGACGUCUAGAGCCCUCGAUGGGAUUGAUUUCAUCGACCCAUUGGACCGGGCUUGGAAAGACGAAGUUCAGGGCCUGCAGUCUAAGCUGGAGCUUUUUGCACGACAGCUUCAGACGCUGGAUAUCCUAGGCUUUGGGGAGGUUGAGCGCUUGGAGCAGUCGGCUCUUACUCGAGUGGCUCAGAGUCUUGUGGAAUUGAUCCAGGUCAUGAUGCAAGAAGUCCGCGCUAUGCGAACUGUUGAAGUUGAGAUCGUUCGUUCUGAACGGGAGACUGUGGGUCGACUCGCGACCCAGUUAACCACGAUUCGGACUGAGAUGAGAUCACGGGUUGGUAUUUGGAACGCUUAG
Molecule: messenger RNA, 1389 nt
Organism: Penicillium odoratum
Lineage: Eukaryota; Fungi; Ascomycota; Eurotiomycetes; Eurotiales; Aspergillaceae
Exons: 1
Coding region: 1-1389 (462 amino acids)
Source: RefSeq, a predicted model, not a curated record